AUGUCAUCAGACACUUCUUUGUUACAUUUACUCAGCAAAUUUUGUUGUUGUAAAGACAAUGGGAAUGAUCGAGAACGUCUUGUAAAUAACAGAGGAGCAGUUAUUGAAGAUGCCUAUCACAUACCUAACGGGAAUGGAAGUGGACAAGUGACAGAUUACGUGACAAAUAGUCUACGACCUUUUGCUUCUGACAGAAAUAUGAAUAUAGCUCCCGAAUUGCAAACGGCACGUAGUCGGGAGGAAGAAGAGGAGGAAUUAAUGAAUAGAAUUUUGGAUAGAACACAGCAGAGUAUAAUUGACGUUACAAAUCUUGAGAACAAUUCUCUUGAUAUUGAUAUGAUACAACGCUCAAGACUUUAUGUGGAAGCUGUGAAGCGACACGAUGCCCUUUUGGAACGUAAAAAAGCACCACCAACAACCACGGAUUUUUCUGAUGCUCACCACAAUCACCACCUUGUAUCUCCUCUCUCCGGACUUUUAACAAAUUUAAAUAAUAAUUCAACAAAAACAUUUUUGGACUCUACCCAAUGUUCUCAAUGUAAUCAAGAAGAAUUAAAUUUAUUAAAUAAAGCAACAGAAUUAUUUAUGGAUGCACACAAUUUGGGGACACAAAUUGAAUGUAAAGAAGAAUUAAUUGUUUAUAUGUCUUUGGAUGAUGAUGAUUAGAGAAUUUUAAAAAUUAAAAAAAAUUUUUUUAAUCAAAAAUAUUUUUAUUUAAAUAUUUUUUUGCGCAUAUAAGGUUUGUGAAAAAUUUUUUUUGUAUUUUUAAAGAGUCAAUCGGACCAUGCCGAAACUCGAUACCAUGGGGAUGGAUCGGAAUGAAAAAAAGUCGAGUUAGUUUUCGGAUCACAUUUUCAAAAUUUUCUUAGGAUUGGGGUCGUGCUGAAAAAAGUCUUCUGUGGGUUUGGUAGGGUUUAACAAAGGUAACCCAACCCUUCCCUACUAGAUAACUAUCUCAAUUCAAGAGACAUUUUUUAAGUUUAUUGCUACGGUAUGGAAAGACGGGAUACUUCGAAAUAAAAAAACCUCGUUCAUUUAUAAGAUACGAUUUUCUGAGC
Molecule: messenger RNA, 1058 nt
Organism: Meloidogyne enterolobii
Lineage: Eukaryota; Metazoa; Nematoda; Chromadorea; Rhabditida; Meloidogynidae
Source: the annotation of a GenBank genome assembly